This is a messenger RNA of Paramecium pentaurelia, 1465 nucleotides long. NCBI's taxonomy places the organism in Eukaryota, Ciliophora, Oligohymenophorea, Peniculida, Parameciidae. The record is from the annotation of a GenBank genome assembly.
AUGCAAUAUAUUUAAUACCAUCCUUAAAUUAUUGAGGAACUGAAAAUGAAUGAAACAAAGAGUUUGUUUUAAUCAGUUGAAGUUUCUUUAAUCAAAUUAUUUGAAGAUAAGGAUUUAUUCAAAGAAAUAAUCUUACUUUACAAUCAUAAAAAAAAAGAAUUAGUCUAAUAACAAGUUCAUUUUGGAUUAAAUUCUCUUAUCAUUGAAAAUAAAUAUAUUCUAUUAUGUAAGUGUUAUUAUGAAAUGAGAUAUACAAAAUUAAAGUAAAAUGAGGGUUUUUAUAUAAUUAUCCUUCAUAAUUCAAAAGGUAAGGAAUUUUUAAUAAUCAGUAAUUCUAAUUAAUUUUCUAAAAUUUAGGCUGUGAUAAAAAGAUUUUGUUUAAGUAAAAGUUUUUUAAGUAAAUAUCAAUUGUUUGAAUAAAGAAAUUGUAUUCCUUUUGCAUAAAAUUGUAAAGUAACAAAUUCUUUAUUAAAUAGAAUCAAGAGUUAUAUUGUGUUUUAUAAUUAGAUAAGAAAUAAAUAAUCACUGAAUCAGAUCAGGAAUAAUUCUAUAAUAGUAUUAUUAUAAUGAAUUAUAUAAGUGAAUAAACAAAGAUUGUUAAAAUUUAUGAAGAAAAUUCAAUGUAUAUAUUAUUUAUGAAAUACAUGAAAAUGUAAUCAUUAGAGUCUUUGAUUCUUAAUGAUUUUGAAUUUAGAGAGGCUCCUUUAGUUUGCAUAAUCUAUCUUAUUCUUUAAACUUUACAAAAAUAUAAAAAUCUUGGAAUAUAUCAUGGGAAUGUUAGUUUAAAAUCUAUAUUUAUAAAUAUGUCUGGGGCAUUUUUAUAAAUCAUAAUUUUGUUUCCAAAAUACUUGAUGAACAAUAACAAAAAUAGUUCUUUAGACUUGUUAAAUUUAGGUUAACUACUUUAUUAAAUAACAUUUUAUGAAAAAAAUGAUAAAAUUAAAUAAUUUGUUGACUAAAAACUAAUUACAUAAUAAAGAUAAUUAUUAUAAAAUAUGAAUACAGAAAAUAAACAAUUUUAAUUCUUAUAUAGAAUUAGUUAAUUAGAUUUACUAAAUCAAUUGUUAUCAUAAAGUAUUACAAUCGAAAAUGCAUUAAAACAUUAAUGGUUCAUAACUGUGAAAUAAAAUCUUAAAGCUGAGUUUUUGAAAGAAACAAAAGAACGAUUAGACUUACAUACAAUUGUUGAAUCUAAUAAUGAAUUGAGCAUGACUAUAUCAUUAGAUAAAAGAAUUUCAACUAAAGAAUUUGCUGAGUAUGGUAUAUUAAAUAAAUUAUAGUGAAUUCAGAAAUUGAAGAUGAAUUUCCAGUUAAAUGUUCAAUUUUAAAUCCUUUCUAAAUGAAUCCUUCAAAAUAAAAACAUGAUAAUUGUAUCCCAAAAUCAAAAAGUUUUUCUAAUUUUGAUUUACGUUUUGAAAAUAAAGAAAAAUACUUUGCAAAUGAAUAAUCUCUUUUUAUUUAAUGA